This is a messenger RNA of Penicilliopsis zonata CBS 506.65, 2730 nucleotides long. RefSeq lists its product as hypothetical. Lineage: Eukaryota; Fungi; Ascomycota; Eurotiomycetes; Eurotiales; Aspergillaceae. Gene Ontology annotation, cellular component: nucleus. Gene Ontology annotation, molecular function: DNA-binding transcription factor activity, RNA polymerase II-specific; RNA polymerase II cis-regulatory region sequence-specific DNA binding. Bases 273 to 2615 code for a protein of 780 amino acids. Gene Ontology annotation, biological process: regulation of transcription by RNA polymerase II. The transcript is spliced from 3 exons. The record is from RefSeq and is a predicted model, not a curated record.
CGUCUCUGAGCAUUCGUUGAUCUGAACCGCCUGCACGAAGAAAUCGCGUCGCAAAUCUCCGAUUAGAGGAGGGCUGGGGGCGAUCUAGUUUCUUAACUCGCGCUUUCUUUUUCUUUUUUUCUUUUUUCACGCUGAAGGAAGAAGUCCACCGACUGACACUGUGAUACAGAAUUGUUUCGGUCCUUGGUUGGCCCAACCGAACGGCCCAAUACCCUCGAAAGAAAUCGCCAUCGACCGAUCGUAUCUCGGCAGUCGUGUGGUCAGUCGCAUACAUGAUGCUGGCCAAUCCCCACAGUACGCUGCACGAGCGACACCGGCAGCACCGCCGCCAGAUCUCGACUCCCUCGGCACUCGAAGCUGCCAAAGCACCCAGUCUUCCCGGGCCCGUUUUGCAGAGAUAUAACGCUCAUCGCCGAGGACAGAGUCUUGACUCGCGGUCGCUGCCGCCCCAGCUGUUGAAGACGGUCAAGGAUGGUGCACUUCCGAGCAAUACUAACCAAAUGCUAUACCAGCAACCCCAACAGGUCUUACGAGAGGCACAGCAGCAGCGCCUAAAACAUCAGCCGGUGCCUGCCCAGAUGCAAAAGCCGUCGACCAUGCUAUACAUCGCCGACAGACAGCUUUUCAAUGGAAACGACUUGCGAGCCUCGACCAACCAUUACAGCAAUGAAAACGAUCCGACACUCGCAUGCCUUAAGCCAAAGGUCGCCAGUCCAAACAGUUCUGGUUCUACAAACCAGCCUCUGAGACUUGCCCUUGAACGCAUGGAUCAGCAGAGGAACAAUUCCCAGUUCUACACUACUCACCAUGCCUCUCAAGCGUGGAUGCAAGACAACAUGGCGGCGUUUCCUCAACAAGCCGGUUUGCGACGACUGUCUGUUCAAUCUAUCCAGUCUGAUAUUAGCCCACGCACAUCACGGCCCCAGACUCCCACUAAGCAAAUGAAUACUAGCUAUUUCCCUAUGACCCCGGCAAGUACCCCGUUCAGGACCUCGGCGGAAAUUGCUACAUACCGAGGAAAUGUCCAGGUGUCGCCAACCAAGAGUCAAUGUUUUUCUGUCCCCCAUGUAUCUGAUCCUUCGUUCAUGCAAAGAGCAAGAUCGCUCCAGGGAGUGCCCGGAGCCAUUUCAGCCCAGCAGAAGUUUGAGGUUUCAUCCCCUUCGAAUAACGCGUCCUUUGAACUUGACGGUCUUGAUCUUUUUGAUGGCAGGUAUGAAUCUAGUCUUGAAAGCUCCGCACCUCGUCUCCACACACGGAAUCAGUUUAGCAUUUCGUCGUCAUCGUCGUCGUCGGCAUCGUCGUCGUUCUAUUCAUCCCCGGAAAUGGCGGCUAUGCCGUCUCCCAAGGAAAAAGUCCAACAGCUACAGAAGUUGCCAAUUUAUCCCAUGACCCCCCGUCAUAGCAGUCCGAAGAAACCAUCCGUCUCAACCCCUGCUUCAUCUCCGGUGAAAGCAAAGCUGUCUCCUCGCAUUGCAACCAUCGACAGCCUCAACCUGGAUAACCGAGUGCAGGCGUCGAUCAAAGAAACCGGUAUCACCAUCGAUGAGAUCGCCUCGUACAUUCAUGGUCCAGACCCUGAGGAUGGCAAGUGGGUGUGUCUGCACCCUGGCUGUGAGAGAAGAUUUGGCCGGAAGGAAAACAUUAAAUCGCACGUCCAAACUCACCUGGGUGACCGCCAGUACAAAUGCGACCAUUGUAACAAGUGUUUCGUCCGAGGACACGACCUGAAGCGGCACGCAAAGAUUCACACUGGGGACAAGCCCUAUGAGUGUCUCUGCGGAAAUGUCUUCGCCAGACACGAUGCGUUGACUCGCCACAGACAGCGAGGAAUGUGCAUCGGCGGAUACAAGGGAAUUGUGCGGAAGACCACCAAGCGUGGCCGUCCCAAGAAGCAGAGACCUGAACUGGAAGAAAGGCAGGAAAAGGCAUCUCGUACACGUCAGAAAGUCGCUGCAAAGUCCUCCUCCGUUUCUGUGACUGGAUCUGACUCGUCACACAAUUCACCGCCUUCCGACAUCUUCGACAGCAUGAGUAUCCGGUGCUCAAGCCCGUUUGAGGAUGCUCCCGCCUUCCAUGCCCCUGAUUACUCAAUCCAGCCGGGUGUAUUGACAUUCACUCCACCUGCUUCUCCUCACGCCAGCACCAGUGCCAGGUCCUCGGCUUCCAAAAGCGAUCGUUCUCUCACGCCUGGCACCGAAGAUGGACUCCCAUCCCUGCCUACGUCUGGUCGAGCUCUAGAAAAGAUCCUCGAAGAGCCCACCUUUAACAUGAUUGAGCCGAUCUCUUUCAUGGACAACGACGCAAUCAUGUCUUCGAGUUCUCACACCAUGUCUUCGCCUCCUAGUGCCCCAACCCUCACCGAUUCAUCUAUUGGAUCUGAGCUUGACGUCUUCAUCAGCCAGGAGGCCCCGACGGACUUCGACAAGCACGAUCUCGGCCUUCAGAGCCCUGACAUGGCCCACUUCCCUGACUAUGUCACCGUGCCAGGAUUUGAUACCGGUCUGAAUCUAUUCUAUGGCAAGUCAUUCUCGACCAAUGAGUCUGCUGCAUCGGACGAAUUCUUCUCCUUCCAGUUCCAGGCAGACGAACAGCCCACGGAUAUCUUUUUCCAUUGAUUGACGACCUCGAUGAAACUCCUUCCUGACGACGAUAAUGAUGCUUACCAAUGUGCGCAAUGCAAAUGACUGAUUUCCAUGAUUACGAAACACCCUCUCCGUACGACGACGACUU